UGGGCACAGGUGGGUGGCAUUGGUGGGCACAGGUGGGUGGGCACAGGUGGGUGGCACUGCUGGGCACAGGUAGGUGGCACUUCUGGGCACAGGUGUGUGAAAUUGCAGAGUGGCACAGGUGGGUGCACUGCUGGGCACAGGUGGGUGCACUGCUGGGCACAGGUGGGCGGAACUUGCGGGUGGCACUGCUUGGCACCGAACAUCAGGGCACUGAUCAUCAGUGCCCUGAUGAUCGGUGCCGAUCCCCGCUCUGAGAACUGCCGAUUCUCGGCAGUACUUUCCUCACGAUCUGACAGCGUGAGGAAAGUGCAGCCGAGAACCGGCACUUGC
Messenger RNA from Staurois parvus, 330 nucleotides. The record is from the annotation of a GenBank genome assembly. Lineage: Eukaryota; Metazoa; Chordata; Amphibia; Anura; Ranidae.